UUUUUAAAUCAUGGACUUUGGAUUUUUUUUAACCCACCCAUUAUUACAUCAUCAACUACUUGUAACAGUGAAGGUAGGGGCUUUUCAGAAAUAAAAAUUACAAUAAACAAGCAGUGAUAAGCACCGUUUACCGGCAACUUGGUGUAUUAUUAGUCAUUGCAAUUUGUAAUUGAAAGACGACUCCAUAAAUAAUUCAAUAAUGGUACCUAUGAAUUGGCCUGCUAUUGGUUUCACAAUAUUACCUAACCUAGGAGGAAUUGCUGGUGGAUUCAUUACAAGACCACAGAUCGACAAAUGGUACCAGACUCUAAAUAGGCCAUCAUGGAGGCCCCCAAAUUGGGCCUUUGGACCAGUAUGGACUUCUCUGUAUUGUAGUAUGGGCUAUGCUUCAUACAUAGUGUAUCGUGAUGGUGGUGGAUUCGAAGGGGCAGCAAGAUUACCUUUAGCAGUAUAUGGUGCCAACCUGGUAGCGAACUGGGCAUGGACUCCUAUCUUUUUUGGAGCUAAAAACAUCAAAUUGGCUCUCUAUGAAAUGCAGAUUAUCAAUAUCACUGCAGUUGGUAUGGCUUGCUUGUUUUACCAAGUCAAUCCUCAUGCAGGACUUCUUAUCGUUCCAUACUGUUUGUGGCUGAGCUUGGCUACAGCUCUGAAUUAUGUGAUGUACAGAGACAACAAGGAUAAUAAACCAAAAAUCACCGAAUUGAAAGAUAACUGAAUCUAUCUUUUAUGUAUAUUUGGUGUUUAAUAUAGCACAGGUUAUAGAAAAUAUAUAUGUAUUGAUAUUGUGCAUUUUGUAAAUUUUAUAAGCAUUCCAAACUGUGUUGUUGAUGCAAUAAACAUUUUAACAUUUCA
Molecule: messenger RNA, 852 nt
Organism: Leptinotarsa decemlineata (Colorado potato beetle)
Lineage: Eukaryota; Metazoa; Arthropoda; Insecta; Coleoptera; Chrysomelidae
Product: translocator protein
Cellular component (GO): mitochondrial outer membrane
Source: RefSeq, a predicted model, not a curated record